UCUCUUUUUUUUAUAUAUAUUAUUAUUGAAGACUCAUUUUCUCAUGGCUUCUGGUACUUCAAAGUUGUACAUACAUUGCUUUGAAUUAUAAUGUUUUGAUUGAUAAAAGUUGCAUGUAUGAUUACUUCUACACAAUCGUAUAGAUGGGAGAUUCACAAGGGAAUGGUAAAAGAAAGGAUUACAAAACUUGGAACACUGAAGAAAGCAACGUUUUGCUUCAACUUAUGGUUGAAGGCGCCAAACUUGGAUUUCGUGAUAUUAAUGGUGUGAUAAGCAAACAAACAGUAGAGGCGAAGCUACUUCCUAAACUUAAGGAAAAACUUGGUUAUGAAAUAACUUUUAGUCAUUACCAAAGCAGAGUGAAAUGGUUUAAGAAACAAUACACCAAUUAUUCUCAGCUUAUGCGCCAUAGUUCUGGAUUUGGGUGGGAUCCCAUCACAAAAAGAUUCACUGCUGAUGAUGAAGUAUGGGCAGAUUAUUUGAAGUCACAUCCAACGCAUGGGCACUUUCGGUCAGAAACUUUUCCAGACUAUGAGGACUUGAAAAUUGCAGUUGGAAAUGGAACUGCAACUGGAAUGGGCUCAAUUAGUCUAGGUGAUGAUACAGAUGCAACAACAUUUGGAGCGGAGGAAAAUGAAUCUUGGGGAAUUGGUGGCAUAGAUGGAUUAGUUUUUGAUCGAAAUACUAACAUGUUCGUACAAAGUGAAAAUGAGUCAUCACAACAACCUUCCCAAGGCUGA
This is a messenger RNA of Rosa chinensis, 740 nucleotides long. RefSeq lists its product as uncharacterized. The record is from RefSeq and is a predicted model, not a curated record. The coding region runs from base 144 to 740 and encodes 198 amino acids. The transcript is spliced from 3 exons. NCBI's taxonomy places the organism in Eukaryota, Viridiplantae, Streptophyta, Magnoliopsida, Rosales, Rosaceae.